GAAGCGAAACUCGAAACUUGGAAGAGAAAGACUCCGGAGACCAGAACAUGGAGGGAGACUUCCAGGUGUGCAGGAACUGCAAAAGAAGCAUGGCCUCUGGCCACUUGGCCCUCCAUGAGGCCCACUGUCUGCUGUUCCUGGUCCUCUGCCCGGAGUGCAAGGAGCCCGUCCUGCAGGAGAAGAUGGAAGAGCACCGCCAGGGCGGGCACCAGCAGGUGGGGUGCGCGAUGUGUCAGCAGAGCCUGCCGAAGCACUUGCUGGAGAUUCACGAGGCCAAGAAAUGCCAGGAGCGCCCGGUUGUGUGCCAGUUCUGUGAGCUGUCCGUGCGCCUCAGCAAGGUGGACAUCCACAAGCGCCACUGUGGCCAGCGGAUGGAGCUCUGCCCUGACUGCGGCCAGCAUGUCACACUCCGCGCGCUGGCCCGGCACAGAGAUGAGUGUCGGGGUGAGCAGAGCCAGCUCGGGAAAGGGAAGAAAACUCCAGCUCCUGAAAGCCACAACUGCUGUCAUUAUUGCAAGCAAAUGAUCCCAAUAAAUAAGUAUUUCCACCAUAUGGAGAGGUGCCGUCCAAUCUCAGAUCCUGUGACUUAUUCUCCAGCUGGGAAACCGGAAGUUCCUCCUUCAUCCCUUUCAAGUCAGGCUGCUGAAGAUCAGACUUCCAUGGCAGAGAAAGACGUCCGUCCAAAGAAGAAAAAUAUAAACAGACUUGCCCUUCUUUCCAAAAAGUCAACAAGGCAAGCACCAAGAGGCACAAACAAAACCACGGAUCUGCCUUUGAUGUCUGAUGGCCAGCUCAGGGCCUCCUCUCCUGCAGAAGACAAGACAGACUAUGACAUUCUGAGGGGAUGCUCUCAGUGUGGCAUCCUACUUCCCCUGCCAACCCUAAACCAACACCAGGAGAAAUGCUGGUGGUUAGCCUCAUCAAAAGGAAAACAAGUGAAGGUCCAGCUAGCUUUGGAAAAGAAAAGCGAUGUUGGUUUACCCAAGAGCUACAGAUAAACCAGAAGAAAAAGGGCUCCAGCUCGUCUGCCUGAGAAUUCUGAUCAAGCAUGUAGGCCCCACACAGCCUGGACACCUUGGGGAACCCAGCUUUGUCCCCGAAGAAUAAAAAUGCCCU
Messenger RNA from Hippopotamus amphibius kiboko, 1116 nucleotides. RefSeq names its product XIAP associated factor 1 (gene XAF1). The record is from RefSeq and is a predicted model, not a curated record. The coding region runs from base 48 to 998 and encodes 316 amino acids. Gene Ontology annotation, biological process: apoptotic process. Lineage: Eukaryota; Metazoa; Chordata; Mammalia; Artiodactyla; Hippopotamidae. The transcript has 8 exons.